CCAUGGCGGCGCUGGGCGACACGGCGCGGCUGGCGGCCGCGGCGCAGCGCGGGGCGGCGGCGCUGUGAGGAGCCGCGCGGGGCCUGCGCGGCGCGGCGCCGGGCGGGCAUGGCGGGCCGCGGCCGCCGCGCCUGGCUCAGCGUCCUGCUGGGGCUGGUGCUGGGCUUCGUGCUCGCCUCGCGCCUCGUCCUGCCCCGCGCCUCCGAGCUGGCGGCGGCGGCGCGGCCCCGCCGAGCCCGCCCGCAGGGCUGCCGCCCGCCGCCCGCUGCCGCCGCCCCGCCGCGCCGCCCCGGCCCGCCGGCACAGAGCUUCCUCUUCGUGGGGGUCAUGACGGCGCAGAAGUACCUGCGGAGCCGUGCUGUGGCCGCCCACCGAACAUGGUCCAAAAGCAUUCCUGGCAAGGUUGAAUUCUUCUCCAGCGAGGGUUCAGACACCUCUAUUCCCAUCCCCAUCGUGCCGCUUCCAGGUGUAGAUGACUCCUACCCACCCCAGAAGAAAUCUUUCAUGAUGCUCAAAUACAUGCAUGACCACUACUUGGACAAAUAUGAAUGGUUUAUGAGAGCUGAUGAUGACGUUUACAUCAAAGGGGACAAGCUAGAGAACUUCCUCAGGAGUUUGAACAGCAGCGAGCCCCUUUUUCUCGGGCAGACUGGCCUCGGCACCACGGAGGAGAUGGGAAAGCUGGCGCUAGAACCGGGUGAGAACUUCUGCAUGGGGGGACCAGGAGUGAUCAUGAGCCGGGAAGUCCUGCGGAGAAUGGUGCCCCACAUUGGCGAGUGCCUGCGAGAGAUGUACACCACCCACGAGGACGUGGAAGUGGGAAGAUGCGUACGGAGGUUUGCGGGAGUGCAGUGUGUAUGGUCCUAUGAGAUGCAGCAGCUGUUCUAUGAAAAUUACGAGCAGAACAAAAAAGGCUAUAUCCGAGACCUGAGGAACAGCAAAAUCCACAGAGCCAUUACGCUGCACCCCAACAAGAACCCCCCGUACCAGUACAGGCUGCACAGCUACAUGUUGAGCCGCAAGAUCGCCGAGCUGCGCCACCGCACCGUGCAGCUGCACCGGGAAAUCGUCCUGAUGAGCAAAUACAGCAACACCGAAAUCCGCAAGGACGACCUGCAGCUGGGGAUGCCGCCCUCCUUCAUGCGGUUCCAGCCCCGCCACCGGGAAGAAAUCCUGGAAUGGGAGUUUCUUACAGGGAAGUAUUUGUAUUCGGGUGCCGACGGGCAGCCGCCUCGCAGAGGAAUGGACUCGUCUCAGCGCGAAGCCUUGGAUGACAUCGUUAUGCAGGUCAUGGAAAUGAUCAACGCCAACGCUAAGACCCGGGGGAGGAUCAUCGAUUUCAAGGAAAUCCAGUAUGGCUAUCGCCGAGUAAAUCCCAUGUAUGGAGCAGAGUACGUUCUUGACUUGUUGCUUCUGUACAAAAAGCAUAAGGGGAAGAAGAUGACCGUCCCCGUGAGGAGACACGCGUACUUGCAGCAGACGUUCAGCAAGAUCCAGUUUCUGGAGCACGAAGAGAUGGACGCCAAAGAGCUGGCCAGCAAAAUCAACCAGGACUCCGGAUCCUUGUCGUUCCUCUCCAACUCGCUGAAGAUGUUCGUUCCCUUCCAGCUCAGCCGAUCGAAAGUAGAGAGGAAGGAACUCAAAGACAAGAAGAUCAACAUUCUGAUUCCUCUCUCAGGACGGUUCGACAUGUUCGCGAGAUUCAUGGGGAAUUUUGAAAAGACGUGCCUCAUUCCAAACCAGAACGUCAAGCUGGUUGUCCUGCUUUUCGAUUCCAACUCCAACCCUGACAAAGCGAAGCAGAUCGAUCUGAUGAGAGAUUACCGCUCCAAGUAUCCCAAGGCUGACAUGCAGGUCCUGCCGGUGUCGGGCGAGUUCUCCAGGGCCCUGGCUCUGGAGGUCGGAUCUUCUCAGUUCCAGAACGAGUCUUUACUUUUCUUCUGUGAUGUUGACUUGGUGUUUACCACAGAGUUCCUCCAGCGGUGUAGAGCCAAUACAGUUUUGGGUCAACAAGUGUAUUUUCCCAUCAUUUUUAGCCAGUAUGAUCCAAAGAUUGUUUAUAGUGGAAAAGUUCCUAGUGACAAUCAUUUUGCCUUCACCCAGAAAACGGGUUUCUGGAGGAACUAUGGCUUUGGCAUUACCUGUAUUUACAAAGGUGAUCUUCUUCGAGCCGGUGGCUUUGAUGUCUCCAUCCAAGGCUGGGGCCUUGAAGACGUAGACCUAUUUAACAAAGUCAUUCAAGCUGGCUUAAAAACUUUCCGAAGCCAAGAAAUUGGAGUGGUCCACGUGCAUCACCCUGUGUUUUGUGACCCUAAUCUUGAUCCAAAACAAUACAAAAUGUGCUUGGGGUCCAAAGCUUCAACUUAUGGGUCCACACAGCAGCUGGCUGAAAUAUGGUUUGAAAAAAACGACCCCAGUUUUGGGAAAAGCAGCAAUACUAGUGGCUCGGUGAGGACAGCCUGAUGUCCAGCUAUGCUGGAUGAGACUUUUUUUUUAAUUAUCUAAUUUAUUUUUGGGAAAAUGUUUUUUGAUAAUUCACUUUUGAAAGAUCACACAGGAUAUAUUUUAGAAACCAUCGUUGUUUUCUUACAAAGCGCUCGUUUUGCGAAGAACAAGGCCGUUGGUUUUUUUGUUGUUGAUGUGGUUUUGAUUUUGAACAAAACUGUGAUCGAUAUUUGCCUUCAAACAAAAGAUUUGUUUUAGAGUUAUCUGACCAAUCAGCAGAAGUCUGACUUGAAUUAGACUUUCCUGAUGAACAAAAGAUUGUUUCCCACCUUUUCCCUUGCUGUCUGCAGCGCUGGGAUUCUGUAAACCGGGACCGCGUGUGACGCCGAGUGACAAGCUCGAUGUUUCGUUGGGACUCCUGCCCUGCAGAGAUUCCGCUCCUUUUGUUAAGGGUAGCCGGGCAUUUCUGAAUUGCGUUAGAACACGACAAAUGGCGGUGGCGGUGAGAAGGGUGUUAAUGGCAGGAGGGCCGCUCUUUGGGUUUGUUUCUUUAUGUUUUGUUUUUGCAGAUGGCUGAUGAUUUCAGUUUAAAACCACGCUUCCCUGAGCACGGCCAGGCGACCCCGAGGGAGGGAGGAGAGUAAAGCACAACCCGCUAUCCCAGUAGCCCUGCUAGAAAUUAUUGUCUUUUAUAUUUGGUCCAUAUAUGGACGUAAUAUUUUAAGAAUCCGUGGUGGGUUCUGUGUAUUAUCCUCAAC
Columba livia (rock pigeon) is the source of this 3203-nucleotide messenger RNA. RefSeq names its product chondroitin sulfate synthase 1 (gene CHSY1). Lineage: Eukaryota; Metazoa; Chordata; Aves; Columbiformes; Columbidae. Gene Ontology annotation, cellular component: Golgi cisterna membrane. The transcript has 3 exons. Gene Ontology annotation, molecular function: glucuronosyl-N-acetylgalactosaminyl-proteoglycan 4-beta-N-acetylgalactosaminyltransferase activity. The record is from RefSeq and is a predicted model, not a curated record. The coding region runs from base 109 to 2463 and encodes 784 amino acids.